Molecule: messenger RNA, 2288 nt
Organism: Phragmites australis (common reed)
Lineage: Eukaryota; Viridiplantae; Streptophyta; Magnoliopsida; Poales; Poaceae
Exons: 6
Coding region: 359-1726 (455 amino acids)
Biological process (GO): thylakoid membrane organization
Cellular component (GO): chloroplast thylakoid membrane
Molecular function (GO): serine-type endopeptidase activity
Source: RefSeq, a predicted model, not a curated record
AACUCCACCGCAGCAACAUAAAAGAGCCGCGUCCUCAGUUCCCUUCCAGCCUUCCAGGCUUCCAUCCUCAUUUUCCCCUUCCUCUCCCACAUCGCCGCCUCCGCCGUUGACCUCGGCGGCCGCCGCCGGCGAGGCACCACCUCGCCGGGCACCUGCCCCGCGCUCCCUGAUCUCUCCUUCCUGCCUCACACGAGCUCCGUAGCCGUCGUUGACCGCCUGCCCGCGCAACCCUAGAUCUCCGAUACCCCGCACGCCCUCCUGCCGCCGCCCCCCCAAUCGGAAUGGGCCACGAUCACCAGUAAGGUCCAGCGACCCAGGACCAACCUCCUCCUUCGCGCGGGUGCGACGCGCCGCCGCGAUGGCGAUCCGCAUCACCGUGUCCUACUCGGGCUACGUGGCCCAGAACCUGGCCGCGUCCUUCGGCCUGCGCUGCACCUCCACCGCCGCUGCCGCAGCCUGCGCUGGCGUAGCGCCGGGCGCAGGGUGCCGCUUCCUCCAGGACGCGCUCUCCCGCCCCUUCUGCCUCUUCGCCUCUUGCCGCCGGGCCGACUACCACCAUGACGCCGAGGAUCACAACCACCCGAAGCCCAAGCCCAAGGCUCUGCCCUCCGCAGCUGCCGGAGGCGGCCACUCUCUGGUGCUCCCGCCGUCGUGCUCCACGAAGGCGCCGGUGGAUGAACCGCCAUCGUCGCUAGCAGUGGGGUUGCUGUCGGUGUUCGCAUCCGGGAUGGGUUCGACUGGUGGCAUUGUGGGCGCCUCCUCCCUCUCCGCGUCGCCGUCAAUAUCUGCUGGGUUCAGCCCUUCGGCGCUCCUCCCAUUCCUGCAGGCAACCAAAUGGCUCCCCUGCAGUGACAUCGUCACCACCAAGACGUCCCACAGCUCAGGACGCCCAGCGGCUGCAACAGCGGGAGCAACAACGGCGCCUGCACCCCGCACAGCUGCGCCAUCGCCCCGUCCUUCGGCUGUGCCCUCACUUGCAGUGGCUGCGCCGUCCAAGGUGGGCAUACAAACGUUGGUCGGUAGUGCCAGCAUCGCCUCAGGUUCAGCUGGGAUUGCUAGUGGCGCCAUCGCCACUGGUGCUGCUGGGAUCGUGAGGAAGACUAGCGCUAGUCUUUCUGGUGGUGCAGUAAUGAGCAGGAAGACCAGUUGGCUAUCGAGGUGGGUGAGCUCAUGCUCGGAUGAUGCAAAGACUGUGUUCGCUGCAGUGACUGUGCCACUGCUCUAUAGAUCAUCCCUAGCUGAGCCGAGGUCCAUACCAUCUAAGUCAAUGUACCCAACAUUGGAUGUUGGUGACCGAAUCCUUGCAGAGAAGGUUUCGUACAUUUUCCGGGAGCCAGAAAUUUUGGACAUUGUGAUCUUUUGUGCACCUCCAGUCCUACAGGCAUUGGGCUACAGCUCAGGUGAUGUGUUCAUCAAGAGAGUAGUGGCGAAGGGUGGGGACAUUGUUGAAGUGCGUGAUGGUAAACUGUUAAUCAAUGGAGUAGUCCAGGAUGAGGAAUUCGUGCUGGAGCCAACUGAUUAUGAAAUGGAUCCAUUGACUGUGCCUGAAGGGUACGUGUUUGUUCUUGGGGACAACAGAAACAACAGCUUUGAUUCACAUAACUGGGGACCACUUCCAGUGAAGAACAUCCUUGGGAGAUCUGUGCUCCGAUACUGGCCGCCAUCGAAAAUAACUGAUACGAUAUAUGAGCAUGAUAUGGCACAGUACACAGCGAGUGCCUCCUGAGAUGUACUUUGUGUGGCAAUACCACAAGGCAAUUCCAGUCCCAUUUUUUCCGGCAGAGCUUUACUGAUGAGCUGAGCCGUCCUUUUCUCGUUUUCUUAUUUAUUGGAUAUCGCCUUGCCUCAAGUGCGCAUUGGCAACUUGGCUGACUGGUUAGUUUUUCUCUGUCCUACGGGCAGAUGCUUGUUUGAAGGCAACAAUUCUUGUACUCUGUAACCUAAGAAGGAACCCCCCUAUACAUAUUCAUAAAAGCAGAUGAAUGAGCAUCCAUGGCUGUAGGCUUAACACCGCAUGGUAAUUCUCUUCUGUUUCUGAGACAUGGAUAUGGUGUUCGAAACUUGGGUGUAAAGGAAUCAGAAAGCAUGAAAGAUUGCUCAUCCUACAGCUGUAUUAUGGCUCUCAUUUCAAUUGCGAAUCCUGGAUCAAGGCCAGCAUGGUAAACUCUAGACUUGUGUUUGAAAUAUUUUGUGUCUGAGUGCUGAGUGAGGGCAACCAUACGGUUUGCAUGAAUUCGUGUAUUCUGCUUGACAGCGCAUUGUAUGAUAAUAAAUUUUUUGCCCCAGUA